Molecule: messenger RNA, 1416 nt
Organism: Synchytrium microbalum
Lineage: Eukaryota; Fungi; Chytridiomycota; Chytridiomycetes; Synchytriales; Synchytriaceae
Exons: 4
Coding region: 1-1416 (471 amino acids)
Biological process (GO): regulation of transcription by RNA polymerase II
Cellular component (GO): SAGA complex
Molecular function (GO): transcription coactivator activity
Source: RefSeq, a predicted model, not a curated record
AUGGCCCUGAGCAAUCCAACAUCAAUCCAGCCCCAACAACGCAAGGAUACUGUAGUACUCAAGCGCAGACUGGCAGAGCAUCUUGGAGAUUCAGCAGAGAAGGUCUAUUGGAGUCUUUUGAGCCAAUUCCUCCUUGGCCGAAUCGCAAAGGGCGAUUUGGACAGAGAGCUCAAACAUAUCCUCAAUGAAGAUGCUGCGCUGAUACACAACCAACUUCUCAUGGCCGUGCUGCACAAUGCCCAAAAGGAUGUUCCUGCUCCUACUUUGCCAUCUGCACCUCACGAACCCAUAUCUGUAAACGAAAUACACAUCUCUACUGCUAAAAGGAAGGCUAAAGAUGCUUUAUCUAACGACGCGGUCAAGAGGCGGCAUGUCAGUCGGCUGGUAUCGACUCUGGAUGCUGAAGACCGAAAGCGACUGAGAAAUCUAGGUGAACAUCUCAAUAUAACCAAUGGCAGACGUAUGAAGAAUCAUAUACUUCCUUGGGAGAUACCGGAAGCGUCUACUCUGCUCACCAAUGCUGCUGAACCAAGAGAUCCGACGCCUAAAUGUAUAGAAGAGCUCGACUUACCGUCUAUAGAUACUUUACAGUCACGUAUGGAUUUCCAUGCCAAACAGAACGGACUGGCGCAAGGUGUUGCCCCGGAGGGAAUCGAGUAUCUAUCGCAGGCAGUUGAUAACUUUAUCAAGGACAUAAUUACACGAACCUUGAGCAAAGUCAGACCUGUUAAACCACCGUCAAUGAAUGAAGAGUCACUACUACCACAUCUUCAAACCAUGUCCGAUACGACUUCAGCAGCAUCUUCAGAACUACCAGUUGGCUCUCCUUCGCCAAUAUGGACUAAUAAACACCCGCCGAAACUCUUGAACAAUGUAAAGACUCCCGUGCUACGAUAUAAUGGCACCACAGAAGUACCGAAUAAUAAGAGUCCGGGACGAACGAGCAAUCAUCAUAAUCCAUCUGCAGGACUUGGUAUCAAUGGUAUACAUUCCAUGUCGAAUGGUCCUACCUCGUUAAAUAGUAAUACUUCACCAGCACGGUCGAAAUCACCAUCUAGGCCUGCAUCAAACGUAAAAGCUGACAGUGGAGGUUAUGUGGCAUCAUCAACAGCAACAACAAUAGCACCAGCAGCAGCAACAACAUCACAACCACCGGCGUCAUCCAAGUCGAAUGAACCGCAAUUCGUGACUCCAAACCUCCGUGUAAUAUAUAACCGACCAAAGCACAUAUCACUGCUUGAUUUAUCAUUUGCUACUGAUCUAGAGCCGAGUCUAAUGUCGCAAACGAAACGGGCGAUAGAAAUCCGAGAGUCAGUCGCUGCUCGUAACGAAGACUUUGAUGAAGAUGAUGACGACGAUUGGGAGCCACAGCAGCAAAUUAGGAUUCAAAACAAUAACAAGAUGGACACUGAGUAA